AUGACAAAAGUAAUCGAUUCGGCAAACGAUGCAAUUUUGCAAAAGGAAUUCCUGCCGGAACAGCAAGAAAGCAUCAAUUUUUACUCUGAUGAUUCCACAGACGAAUAUGAGUUUCAUGGUACGGACUCCAUUGUUUUGAAAGCAAAGGCCAAUAACAAGCAAUCUAUCACUGAAUCAGACAACUCAGUUAUUGUAGCAACCUCAACACCACUUGCUGAAGAUGAUGAUUCCUCAUCUGUAGCAUCAUCCAUCGAUUCCACCUCUUAUUUUGAGAAGCCAUUGCGCACAUAUUCAGAAGAUACCAUCCUCACACCACCCAUUAAAUUACCAAGCGACAAGAAAGAAGUGAUUCAAGAGGAAAAAGAGGAACAGGAUGCAACAACAACAUCUUCUCCUAUUGUGGAUCGUCCUCCCUCUCAAUCAGAAUCUCGCCAAUCAAUGUCUACCAUUUCAUCACUAUCUGAUAUGAACGACAUUUCAUUAAAUGAUCAGCAACCAUCUUCAUUACCCAGUGAAGAAGAGAAAGAGGAAUACAAUCCACUGAAAAUCAUCACAUCUGCUCUUGUGAGUGGCGAGAAACCACAAAUUACCGCUGUCCCUGUACCCACCCGCCUUCAAACAUCCGCUCCACCACCUCCUCCGAAAGAUGUCAUCUAUGAAUCAGCGAUAUCUCCAUUGUCUCAAGCGCCAUCACCUCCUUCAUCUCAAAGAGACAGCAUUGACAAUGAGUCCAUUGCCAGUACAUCGACAACCCGUUCUAUAUUCGCCCUUUGGUCACCAUUUCGCUCCUCCUCUUCCGCAAACACAUCGCCUGCAUCGUCCAGAAGGCCAUCCAAACAGAAUACUGUUCCUAUUAUCAAUACCACACCUGCAGCUCCUCGACCCUCAGCAUCAUUUGCAGCUAGACAAACCAGAUUGUCAAGGCCUACCAGCAUUAUCUCACCUUUGCCCGGCUUCCAAGAAGCUUUAUUAGCACAAAUGGAGCAGCUCAACGUCUCCAACACCAACGAUCCUAAAUCCAAAGUUAUCAAGAAUCUCAAAAGACAAUCUAUACGCCAUAGCCUCGUGUCUCAAAACAAAGGCGACGGCUACGAUUGGGACUUUUGGGCCGGCGUCAUGUGCGACUUUCAGAACCUCAACAAGGUCAAUAAAGAUCUAAUUAAACACAUUCGAUUUGGCAUCCCACCUUCUAUUCGUGGUAUGGUUUGGCAAUUACUGGCCAAGUCAAAGAACGAAGAGUUGGUUACAAAAUACAUGGAUUUGCUGAAGCUGCCAAGCCCGUAUGACAAAAUGAUCCAGCGCGAUUUGGCUCGUACAUUUCCAGGACAUACUUACUUUAAAGAGACUGACGGACAGGGCCAAGAGGGUCUCUAUAAUGUUGUUAGAGCUUAUAGCUUAUAUGACAAGGAAGUUGGUUACUGCCAAGGUUUAGCGUUCAUUGUGGGACCGAUGCUAUUAAAUAUGCCGGACGAGGACGCAUUUUGUGUGCUCAUUCAACUGAUGAACAAGUAUGGUCUACGAGGACACUUCACACCCGAUAUGGAUGGACUUCAGUUGCGCUUAUACCAAUUUGAUGCGCUGGUCCAAGAGCAUCUUCCACAUGUAGCUCGUCAUUUAAAGCAACAAGGCAUCAAUUCAACAAUGUAUGCCUCGCAGUGGUUUAUGACGCUCUUUGCUUACAAGUUCCCUCUGAAUCUUGUCUAUCGUAUAUACGAUGUCAUUUUCACCGAAGGCAUUAGUUCCAUCUUCAAGUUUGCCAUUGCGUUGCUAAAGAGAAACCAAACAACCAUCCUCGGCUUUGAUUUUGAACACUUGCUAGACUUUCUAAAGAACGGGUUGUUUGAAGAAUACAAGGAUGAUGACCGUCGCUUUGUCAGUGAUGCUUGCGAAUUGGAGUUCCCAGCAAAGAGAUUGUCGCAACUAGAGAAAGAGCAUAAAGCCCUGAUACAGAAGGAGCUAGCAGAUGCCAGUAUCAUUGAAGAACUACAGAAAUCAAAUCUCGAAAUGAAAAAGCAACUGAAAGCACUCGAAGCAAAGAAGAAGACACUCAAACAAGAACAUAAGGAUGUCGAUAAUCAGUUACAAGAUACCUUGCGAGAGCUCAACACACUCAAAGAUGAAGGCUCUUCGCUGAAAACACUGGUAGCUUCGCUGGACAAAGCUGUUGCUGAACUGCCAGAAAAAAUUGAAUCAAAGACCAAAAACCAGUUCGAAGGGUUAUGCAGUGAAAACGCUUCAUUGAUUGGCCAUAACUCUACGCUGGAAGAUCAGUUACAGAAAGCAGAAUCUGUCCUGAUUGACAUCAAGAUACGCUAUGCACAGAGUGAAAAUGACAAGGAGGAACUACAUAGACGACUUUAUGAAUUAAAGAAGCUAAUGAGCUUUUAA
Molecule: messenger RNA, 2388 nt
Organism: Mucor velutinosus
Lineage: Eukaryota; Fungi; Mucoromycota; Mucoromycetes; Mucorales; Mucoraceae
Gene: UBA1
Product: E1 ubiquitin-activating protein
Exons: 5
Coding region: 1-2388 (795 amino acids)
Source: RefSeq, a predicted model, not a curated record